Diaporthe citri is the source of this 954-nucleotide messenger RNA. RefSeq lists its product as uncharacterized. The record is from RefSeq and is a predicted model, not a curated record. The coding region runs from base 1 to 954 and encodes 317 amino acids. NCBI's taxonomy places the organism in Eukaryota, Fungi, Ascomycota, Sordariomycetes, Diaporthales, Diaporthaceae. The transcript has a single exon.
AUGCCCAAAUACGUCCUGACAGGCUGCGACGGCAACAUCGGCAGCGUAGCCGCCUCUCACGCCCUAUCCCUCGCCGGCCCAGACGAUGAGCUCGUCCUGACCAGCCACAAGCCGGGUUUCGUCCACGAUGACCUCGUAGCCGAGGCCAAGGCAAAAGGCGCCAAGAUCCUCAUGCUCAACUACGACGACCCGACCCACCUGGUGCGCGUCUUCGCCGGCGCCGAGGCCGUCUCCUUCGUCUCCACCUGGCUGAUCGGCAAGGGCCGCCGCAGGCAGCACAAGAACGUCAUCGACGCAGCCAAGGCCGCGGGCGUGCGGCGCAUCGUCUACACGAGCUUCGUGGGCGCCGACCUCGGCGACGGCGGCGAGGACAUGCCCUUCCUGCCGCGCGACCACGCCUACACCGAGGGGCUGAUCCGCGCGAGCGGCCUGCAGUACAACAUCCAGCGCAACUACCUGUACAUGGACAACAUCCCCCAGUUCCACGCGCAGAGCUGGGGGUUCGCGGGCGACAGGUGGCUGUCCAACGAUGCUGAUGUCAAGGGGGCCUUCGUGGCGAGGGAUGACUGCGGACGGGUGCUCGGGGCGCUGCUGAUGGGCAAGGGCGAGCCGGACACGGUGUACACCGUUACUGGGCCCGAGGCCGUGACGAAUAGGGAGAUCUUCGAGUGGAUGGCGAGCCAGAGUGGCUACAAGGGGAAGUUCGAGAACUUGAGCGACGAGGAGCUGGAAAAGUGGUGGAAAGCGAAAGGCCUGCCAUACGAUGUGUACGGGGACUUUUCAAAAACGCCUUGCAAGCUGUGCAUGUACGAUCUGCUUUGCUCAGGCCAGAUGGUUGCUUGGGGUCACAUGAAAGAGACAACGGAUGCCGUGGAGAAGUUGACGGGAAGGAAGCCUGAAGGGUAUCGGGAAUAUCUUCUGAAGUACAGGGACUUGUUUCCAAAGUCCGAGUAG